AUGGUGAUUCCCGGUGAUCGCGGCCGGACCGGGACCGGACACCGGGACCACCCGGACCGGACACCCGGACCGGACACCGGGAUCACCCGGACCGGACACCGGGACCGGACACCGGGAUCACCCGGGCCGGACCGGGACUGGACACCAGGAUCACCCGGACCGGACACCGGGAUCACCCAGACCGGACACCCGGACCGGACACCGGGACCGGACACCGGGACCACCCGGACCGGACACCGGGAUCACCCAGACCGGACACUGGGACCGGACACCGGGAUCACCCGGACCGGACACCAGGAUCACCCGGACCGGACACCGGGACCACCGGGACCCCCGGACCGGGCUCCGAGCUCCGGCUCCGAGCACCGGGGACCCCCGGGAGUCCCCCCAGGAGCCCGGAAUGUUCCCCCGGCCCCACGGGCCGUGACGCCCCUGGGGACAUCCCCGCUGCCACCCGAUGUCACCGUGUGGGACGUGUCCCAGUUCUCGCUGGUGGACGGACACCUGGUGCCACUGGGCAGGGACGAGGAGGGCUCGUGGCAGAGCAGGACCCGCACCGGGAGUGCCACCUCCGAGGCCACCAAGCUGUCCCCAACGGGCAGGAGGGACCCGGACCAGGUCGCGAGGAGCCCCGAAAAUGAGACCCCCCCGAGCUCCCAGUUCGGCAACGUCAAGGGGCUGCUGUGGAAGAGGCUCCUCCGGGACAGGAGAAGUCGCGGUGGCACCAAAAGCGACGCGGUGGUGGCGGCCCCGGAGGGUGACAGGGUCCCCAGCCGCAGCGGUUCCCGCGAGUCCCUGCUGCCACCGCCCGAGCUGGACCUGACCGGGGACAACGUCAUCGUGCGGCCGGUGCACGGCAGCGUGGUGGGGGAGAGGUUCUGCUUCCAGGUGAUCACGGCCGAGGGCAGCCGCUCCUUCGGCUGCUCCUCCCUGGCCGAGCGCGACCGCUGGAUCGAGGAGCUGCGCCGGACAGCCCAGCCCAACAAGGACAACUGCGAGCGCCUGGAGCUGGCUCUGACCCUUUGGGUCUACGAGGGCCGGGACCUCCCCCCCGGCCGCCGCCUCCGCUGCCACCUCCAGCUGGACGGCGCCGUCUUCGCCCGCACCACGGCCAAACCGCCCGGCGCCGACGGCCGGCUCUUCUGGGGCGAGCUCUUCCAGCUGGCCGCGCUGCCCCCGGCGCGCGCCCUCACCGUCGCCCUGUGCCGCGACGACCCCGCCGGCCGGCCCGGCGGCGGCGGCGAGCGGGCGCCGGCGGUGCGGCUGCGCGGGCGCUACCGCCAGGUGCGGGUGUUGCCCAUCGUGCGCUACAAGGAGCUGGCGGAGUUCGUCACCUUCCACUACCGGGAGCUGUGCGGCCGCCUGGAGCCGGCCAUCGCCGCGCGGCACAAGGAGGAGCUGGCCGGAGCGUUGGUGCGCGUCCUGCAGAGCACCGGCAAGGCCAAGUCGUUCCUGAUUGACCUGGGCGUGGCCGAGCUCGACCGCUUCCAUGACCACGAGGCCCUGAUCUUCCGCGAGAACACCUUGGCCACCAAGGCCAUCGACGAGUACAUGAAGCUGGUGGGGGCCAAGUACCUGCAGGACACGCUGGGGGAGGUGGUGGCCCAGCUCUGCAGCUCCGAGGAGAGCUCCGAGGUGGACCCCAGCAGGUGCUUGGGACAGCUGGACCUGUCGGAGCACCAGCAGCACCUGCGGCAGCUCUGCGAGGAGACCCUGCGGCGCAUCACCGACGGCUCCGAGUCCUUCCCGGCCGAGCUGGCCGAGGUGUUCUCGGCGUGGCGCCGGGAGUGCGCGGCGCGGGCCAAGGCGGCCAUCGGCCAGCGCCUGGUGUCGGCCUCGCUCUUCCUGAGGUUCCUGUGCCCGGCCAUCAUGUCCCCGAGCCUCUUCGGCCUGGUCCACGAGUACCCGGCCGAGGCCACCGCCCGCACCCUCACGCUGGUGGCCAAGGUCAUCCAGAACUUGGCCAACUUCACCACGUUUGGCGAGAAGGAACCCUACAUGACCUUCAUGAACGAGUUCCUGGAGCAGAACUGGGCCACCAUGAGCGAGUUCCUGCAGGCCGUGGCCACCCCCGAGGCCAGCGCCCACAUGGCCACCUACAACGGCUGCGUGGACCUGGCCCUGGAGCUCGCCACGCUCCACCUGCUGCUCUGUGACAUCUUCUCCAGCCUCGAGCAGGCCACGCAGGAGGAGCUGGAGCCACUGCCCACCAUCCUCAGGGCCAUCAGGGAGGGGACACCGGUCCCCGUGUCCGUGCGCCUCAGCUCCAGCGCCAGGAGGAGCCCCUCGGAGCCCCCCAAGCCGGGUUUUGUCCCCCCGCGGGACCUGGGCAAGCACAGCCCCCUCAUCAAGAGCCAGUCCCUGACCAGCGUCCGGCGCGUGCGGGGCCGCGAGGAGGGGACAGAGCCGGAGCCAUCCCCGGAGCCACCCCCGGAGCCAUCCCCGGUACCGGUACCGGCCCCGGUUCCGCUCCGGCACCGCCGGAACGUGCAGCGGACCCAGAGCGUCCCGGCACAGGGCAAGGCCAGCCGCGCUCCGGCCACUGCGGCCACCGCCGGCCACGCGCCCGAGGGGACACCGGGGGACGGAGCGGGGUCAGCGGGGCCCGGGGAUGGCCCGCCCCGGGGGAAGCUCCGCUCGUCGGCGUCGCUGCCCCGCAAAUCCUCGGUGCCGUGGCAGCGCCUGGCCGAGGACGCGGCGGCCCCGGGCGAGCUCUACGCGCUGCGGCCGCUUGAGAAGCACGGGCGGCUCCUGGAGGCGCUGCGGGAGGAGCUGGCGGAGCUGCGGGAGCGCCUGGAGCGGGCGGAGGCGCGGGCGGCUCGGGCCGAGGAGCAGCACCGGGAGCGCCUGGAGCGGCUCCGGGGGCAGCUGGACGAGGGCAACGCCCGAGCCGCCAACCUGGCGGCCAGGCUGACGGCGGCCGAAGGGACCCGGAGGAAGGACCUGGAGCGGCUGAAAACCAGUGAGGAGAAGGGCCGGGAACUGGAGCGGCGGCUCUCGGGGCUGGAGCGGGAGCUGCGCAGGACUUGGGGACAUCCCCGCGCUGUCCCCGUGUCCCCAAGGGGCUGCGACGAGCCCGGCGACGACGCCCAGGCCACCAGCGUGUGACGCGGCAUGUCGCCGAGAUGUCGCGACAUGUCGUCGAGGCAAUAAACCAUGGCGUUGUCACCGAG
Pseudopodoces humilis (Tibetan ground-tit) is the source of this 3173-nucleotide messenger RNA. The record is from RefSeq and is a predicted model, not a curated record. Lineage: Eukaryota; Metazoa; Chordata; Aves; Passeriformes; Paridae.